CAUCUUCAGUUCUACACCUUCAUAGGCCUUCCAACUCAAAUGGCACCAACCUUCGCUGACCAUAACUCUCUGUUUGACUUUGUAGUCCGGCAGGGUUACGGCGUCAAGGGUCUCGUUGAUUCCGGCUUACAGAAGGUGCCUAACGUAUACAUCCAACCUCUAGAAGAAAGGAUCAGUAAGCAAGACGCAGGAACACAUGUAGCUCAACCCAUCGACCUUUCGGAGCUUGAUGGACCUAACCAUGGAAAAAUUGUUGAGUCUCUCACAAGGGCUGCGGAAACUUUUGGGUUCUUCCAAGUGGUGAACCAUGGUGUGCCUGUUGAACUGCUUGAGCGUCUCAAAGAUGCAGCUCACCGGUUCUUUAAUCAACCAGUGGAGAAGAAAGCAGUGUAUCUGAAGGGGGUGAGUCCUAGCCCGUACGUGACAUAUGGUACUAGCUUUCUCCCAGAGAAGGAGAAGGAAUUCAAGUGGAGGGAUUUUUUGAGCAUGGUUUAUACCUCUGAUGAUGAUGUUAUGAAAGACUGGCCAGAAGAAGUCAGGGAAGAUGUGCUCUGUUACCUAAAGACAUCACCAGAGAUGGCGAGAAAGAUAGUGGGGGUGUUAUUUGAGAGCCUUGGAGUGAAACUGGUUGACCCUAUGGUUGAUGCACACAUUGGUGCAAGAAAAUGUAGCAUGAACUACUACCCACCAUGUCCCAAUCCAGACUUAACUGUGGGCGCUGGCCGACAUUCCGACAUUGGCACCUUAACUGUGUUGCUACAAGAUGAGAUUGGUGGUUUGUAUGUUAAAAUGGACUAUGGAAGAGAUGCUGAAAAUAAGGGAGAGUACUGGGUAGAGAUUCCACCAGUCCCAGGAGCUCUGGUGAUCAAUAUUGGGGAUAGCCUUCAGGUAUGUAACCAUAAACUUCUCUAA
Macadamia integrifolia is the source of this 912-nucleotide messenger RNA. RefSeq names its product scopoletin 8-hydroxylase-like. The record is from RefSeq and is a predicted model, not a curated record. The transcript has 2 exons. The coding region runs from base 40 to 912 and encodes 290 amino acids. NCBI's taxonomy places the organism in Eukaryota, Viridiplantae, Streptophyta, Magnoliopsida, Proteales, Proteaceae.